Molecule: messenger RNA, 214 nt
Organism: Paraglomus brasilianum
Lineage: Eukaryota; Fungi; Glomeromycota; Glomeromycetes; Paraglomerales; Paraglomeraceae
Source: the annotation of a GenBank genome assembly
UUUAGACCAUAGCGAUUUAGCAUCCAAAGCAUUAGUUAGGCGCAGAGCGCUCUGCUUCGCAGAUGAAGAAGUUCGAAAACAAAUUGGGGAUAAAAUCUCCAACGACACUCUACGUAAAAGAACUGAAAAGGCAAGGAAAAUAUUUGCUCUUUUUAACAGCGGUUUUAAAGAGAAAGAUGUGAAUGGUAAACUGCAAUACGAAAAAACUAAAUAA